UGGUUUCUAACAAAGCUGAUCUUGAAAUGCCACCAACACUCACUUCCCCCCUUGCAAAAGCUGUGAGGCACCCAAUAAGCCAGAGCUCAGAAGGAGAAAUAAAAGAUAAAAAAAAUCUCUCUUAUGGUAUUUUGACAGUUCUCCCCUUCUCACUCUAUCUUGUCUAAUUAUCCUUGAAAAUAAACUCUCUCUCUCUCUCUCCUGCAGCUGCAAGGUUGUCCCACUUCAAAAAGUUGAAGUUAGUUCAUUGCUUGUAAAGUGUUAUGGGUUUUUUUGGGUUUCUGGGUAUGUAAUAUCUCAGCUUUCAUAAAUGGUUGCCAUGGGAGGCAGAAUUCUGUUUUCCUCUGCUUGAGGCAGGCGGCCUUAUAGAGCUUGGAGGAAGAAGGAUAAGCUGUCAGAUAAGCAAUGCCUGUUCCUCUUGCCCCCUAUCCGACGCCUCUGGUACCAUUUACACCACCACCAAACGGUGCACAGAGCCAACUUGUGUGUUCUGGCUGUCGGAACCUUCUUCUUUAUCCAGUGGGUGCAACCUCUGUAUGUUGUGCUGUUUGUAAUGCAGUAACAGCUGUGCCACCUCCAGGCACAGAGAUGGCUCAGUUGGUCUGUGGAGGCUGCCACACUUUACUGAUGUACAUUCGUGGCGCUACUAGCGUACAAUGUUCAUGUUGUCACACAGUAAACCUAGCCAUGGAAGCAAAUCAGGUAGCACAUGUCAACUGUGGGAACUGCCGGAUGUUAUUGAUGUAUCAGUACGGAGCACGAUCUGUGAAAUGUGCAGUUUGCAAUUUUGUGACAUCAGUUGGGGCUUCACCAAGCACUACGGAGCAGAAGUUCAAUAACUGAGAUUAUGAAGCUGCGGGUUAUGGACUCCUAUGAGUUUAUUCUUUCUUCUUGUGGCAUCUCACUUGCUGCUUUUAUCAACAGGUGGCUUUCGCUGGAUGUAUAGAGUUGUUUUCUCUUCUUUUUCUUUUAUUGAAUAAGCAGUUUUGGCAGGUUCAAUGUGUGAGAUUAUUCCAUUAGACUGUUAGGUUGGGAGAUGAGGAUGCACAGCUUUUUUGCAAUUAUUGGCAUGGAAUCCACAUCAUAUAUUUACCUCCCAAUAUGUUCUUGGACUUUUGAAUGAACAACAGCAACUAGUUAUGAUUUUUGGCUA
This is a messenger RNA of Macadamia integrifolia, 1153 nucleotides long. RefSeq names its product protein LOL1. NCBI's taxonomy places the organism in Eukaryota, Viridiplantae, Streptophyta, Magnoliopsida, Proteales, Proteaceae. Bases 406 to 843 code for a protein of 145 amino acids. The record is from RefSeq and is a predicted model, not a curated record. The transcript has 6 exons.